Messenger RNA from Oryza sativa Japonica Group (Japanese rice), 1929 nucleotides. RefSeq lists its product as uncharacterized. NCBI's taxonomy places the organism in Eukaryota, Viridiplantae, Streptophyta, Magnoliopsida, Poales, Poaceae. The record is from RefSeq and is a predicted model, not a curated record.
AAUUGUUUUCAGUAAAAGAAAAAAAAAUAAAAAAAAGAUACGAGGUGGCCCGGUCGCUCCGCCCCAGGGGCGACGUGGGCGGCGAAACCUCACCGUCGCCCCCUCCCUUCCCCUCCUCUCCCACGCCUCGCCGCCGCCCGAGCAGCUGCAAAGACGGCGGCGGCGGGGCUCCCCUUUCCCCUCACUCCUGGUCAAGUGGUUGGGGGCGCCGAUGAGACCGGAGCACGAGGGGCGCAACUCGGCGAGGACAGCCAGAUCCGGCGCCGUUGAGUUCGGAUCCGGCCCUCCCUUGGCUGGAUCUAGGCUAGACGCGCGGGUCGGCGGCGAAGGUGGCGGCCGCGGCGCGAGGGCCGCGCGGAGGAGGCGGCUGCGGUGGCGGCGACCGAGGCGCGAGGGCCACGCGGAGGAGGCGAUAGCGGCGGCGACCGCGGUGCGAGGGGCGCACGGAGGAGGAGGCGGUGGCGGCCGCGGCGCGAGGGCCGCGCGGCGGCGACCGCGGCGCGAGGACCUCGCGGUGACGGUGGCUGCGGCUCGCGGACGUGCGUCAACUGCUGCUUCUCUGGCCUGUGUGCACGGGGAAGCGGUUGGCGGCGGCGACGUCUCUUCUCCCAGCCGGCUUAAAAAGCCCAUCUCGUGGAGCUCCUCCCCUCCUAUGGCCAGAUCCUAUCCUGGCCGUGGGGAGCUUCGGGAGAGGGUGGACGCGGCGGCUUGUGCAGAGGACGACGGUGCCAUGGCGACGUGCGGGAGCAGGCCGCGAGCCUACCUAAGCCGUGGAGUGGUGAACUGGGCUAACUGGUGGCUGAUGAGAUGAUGUGGUGGUUCCGCGACGGUUGUUGUGUGGUUCGGUGGUGGCGCUGGACGAAAAUCAUUGGCAAAAGCCUUGCUUAGCCUUUGGCUAGCACGACAACGGCGGCGCCUUUGGCGUCGUUCCCUUCUUGGAGGCGUCGUUAUAGCAUUUUCUCCACGCUACCAGUCUUUAGGUGAAAACUGUGAUCCGGUUUCCGGACGGGCGAUGGUGGCGUUUCACGUCGUAUCCUCCUUGGGGGCAUCGUCUUGGAGAACCUUACCCAUGCACCAUUUGCCGCUUGUGGACUCCUGUGUCAGCUUGAUGCGCUAGAUGCCUAGGUGCUUGGUGAGGCCUUGUCCUUCUUGGUUCCUUUCUUGUAUUGGUGGCAUCCAGCUUCUUCAUCUGUCUCUGUCGGGUGGAGUCGGAGCUGCUACGUCGUUGGGGUACGACGAAGCUUGGCAACGAUAACAUUUGCAGUUUCUCUCUAGGGAUGUGGGUGUUGCUAGUACAGGCUUUGGCGCUUCAGGGGCUUGGCUGAUGUCCAAAGUGUGAGCUUGGUGUUGCUUUGCUCGGUUUAGCGGUGCCUACAAUGAUGCCAUAAUCGCCAUGGAGUCGGAGCUGCUGGGUCGCUGGGCGGCUAGCUCGGCAACGAUGACACGUGCCUUGUGAUGUCAACGCGGUGUGCCGCCUCUUCAGCAUCUCGACAUCGAUGUUCGUCGUUGGAUUCCGCCAUCGUUUCGUUGAUAGUUUGGCUAGAGUGGUGUGGAGCUCCGUGUGCUGUGUGGUUGUACCGGCCACGGUGGAAAGGCUUGGCGAGUCUCUACUCGCCGAGAGGUUGUUUUUUCUUUUUCUGUAACCCGUCUGGGUUUUUACUCCUGCUUAAUGAAAUAUAAUUGGCAGUUCUCCUGCCGGUUUAGUUUAAAAAAAAAGUAAAAGAAAAAAAAAAGAAAGAGUAUUUUCAUAUGAAGAACUGCCAUGGUAGUGUUUUUUUUUUCAGAAGUCUCAUCGGUGGGUUGUCUUAGAUAGCCACCACCAUUAGAUUCAUGGUAGUGUUGUAACACCAUUGCUGGCUCAGUUUCGAUAAAUAAUAUCGUUGUAUGUUGAACAGUAGUAAUACCUGUAUGAGCCAUCCCAACACACGA